CAAUAAUGUACCAAGCCUAUAGAUUAUAGAAGUUUCCAAAAGUCUGGAGUAUAAACCGCCUUGCAACAAUCUAUAUAGUUACGUGUUUUUCAUACUCUUUCCAUACGUAAUUGAGCCACCACACCAGACACCAGACACCAGGUAAGUUGUUCGAUCAAUUUAAUGGGAAAGCGUAAGUCGAGGUCAAAGCCAGCACCAAAAAAGAUAAUGGACAAACUUGAUACUUGUUUUACUUGCCCUUUCUGCAACAAUACUAGUGGUGUUGAAUGUUUCAUUAAUAUGAAGAACUUGGUAGGUGAAGCUUCCUGUCGCAUUUGCUCGGAAAAGUAUAGCACUGUUGCUACAGCUUUAACAGAGCCUAUAGACAUUUACAGCGAAUGGAUUGAUGAAUGUGCACGCGUCAAUGGCGUUGAGGAUGAAGAAGCUGAGAAGAAUGUGCAUUCGUCACGUACUCGUCGCCGGAUUGACGGAGUUAUCUCAACCUUUUAGGAAUAUCAAUCCAUUGAAUUAAUUGAACCAUCUUUAUUUAAUCUAUAAUAAUUCUCGUACAUGUAAAUAUUACAUUUAUUAUUCA
Messenger RNA from Spinacia oleracea (spinach), 574 nucleotides. Its product is annotated as transcription elongation factor 1 homolog. Gene Ontology annotation, cellular component: transcription elongation factor complex. The transcript is spliced from 5 exons. Lineage: Eukaryota; Viridiplantae; Streptophyta; Magnoliopsida; Caryophyllales; Amaranthaceae. The coding region runs from base 163 to 489 and encodes 108 amino acids. The record is from RefSeq and is a predicted model, not a curated record. Gene Ontology annotation, molecular function: RNA polymerase II complex binding. Gene Ontology annotation, biological process: transcription elongation by RNA polymerase II.